AUGAAGAGCAAACGUGCGCGCGAGGCCACCGAGGGAGAAGCUCCGGCUCGAGAAGAGCUACCCGAGGGCCCUGCCAAGAAGCGCAAGAGAGACAGCGAAGACGCAUCGACGGGGAAGAAGAGCAAAAAGGACAAGAAGCACAAGCAGGAGAGCAGAAAGGAGCGCAAGGACAAGCGCAAGGACCUGAUUGACCUGCCCGAGGAGGAGCCCGAAGAAGAGGGGGAGGAUGUGCUCCCGGCGGAGGCCGAUGCCAAGCCUGAGGCGACGGCGGGCGAACAGACUGCGGAGGCUAAGGAGGUGAAGGAAAAGAAGGACAAGAAGGAGAAGAAAGACAAGAAAGACAAGAAGGAGAAGAAGGCGAAGGGCGAGUCAAACGGGCAGCCCGCCGACGAGACAACGGAAGCCGCCGACGGCGAGAACCCCAACAACAUCGAGGUCGACGCGAACAAGAAGGCGGACCGGCACAUCGUCUUCGUGGGCAACCUGCCCUUCAGCGCCACCGUCGCUACCAUCACGGCGCACUUCGCGUCGCUGUCGCCCAUCUCCGUACGCUGCCUGAAGAACAAGGGCGACGACAAGCCGUGCCGCGGCAUCGCCUUCGUCGAGUUCGGCAAGGUCUGGCACAUGCGGACGUGCCUGGACAAGUUCCACCACUCCAUGUUCGAGGACGGCGUUUCCCCCGCCAGGAGGAUCAACGUUGAACUGACCGCUGGCGGCGGCGGGAAGAACAAGAACAGACACGACAAGAUCCGCGAGAAGAACCUGAAGCUCGACGAGAACCGGAGCAAGCGCAUUGAGAAGGAGAAGGUCGCCAAGGAGGAGAACAGACAGUCAGGAGACCAUAAUAUGGAGGAUGCAAUCCACCCAAGUCGCCGGGCCAGAGUUCCUGAUAACAGAUGGUAA
Molecule: messenger RNA, 903 nt
Organism: Clonostachys rhizophaga
Lineage: Eukaryota; Fungi; Ascomycota; Sordariomycetes; Hypocreales; Bionectriaceae
Source: the annotation of a GenBank genome assembly